This is a messenger RNA of Melitaea cinxia (Glanville fritillary), 2388 nucleotides long. RefSeq lists its product as uncharacterized. NCBI's taxonomy places the organism in Eukaryota, Metazoa, Arthropoda, Insecta, Lepidoptera, Nymphalidae. The record is from RefSeq and is a predicted model, not a curated record. The transcript has 3 exons. Bases 1 to 2388 code for a protein of 795 amino acids.
AUGCCAACUAAUGGAACACAAAAUAAUAAUAGAUGGUCCAAUAAAGAGUACUCGGCAAUGAAUUACAGUACAACAAUUGAUUAUCAAAAUUAUCGUAUCGUUUGUAUAGGUUCUCCUUCCAUUGUUUGUCAAUACUGUUCGGCACUGAGAUGGAAAGAUGAGUCAAAAGGUUUAUGUUGUUCAAAUGGUAAGGUAAAAUUAGAUGAAAUAGGUGCUCCACCUGAACCUUUAAAUUCUCUACUUGAUGAAAGUCAUCCAAAGCACACAGAAUUUAUGCGUCAUAUUCGGCGGUAUAAUAAUGCGUUCCAGAUGACUUCAUUCAAAAGUCAACGAGUAGUUGAAAACGGCUUCAUGCCAACAUUUAAAGUCCAGGGCCAGGUUUACCACCUUGCAGGUAGUCUUCUUCCACAAGUUCCUGACGACCAUAAGUUUUUGCAGAUAUAUUUUAUUUCCGAUCCUGAAGUUCAAGCAACGACUCGAUGUAAUAUUAGUAAUAGUAAUUCAAGAACACCACUUGAUAACUCUAUAGUCAGGUCAUUGCAAAACAUGUUGCAUUUGCAUAAUAGAUACGUACAAUCUUUUAAAACUGCAAUGGAAAGUAUCUCUCUCGAUGUCCCAGAUUACAAUGUAGUAAUUCAUGCCAGCAGGGUACCUGACGGUGAACACCGUGGACGGUAUAAUGCUCCUUCUACCAGUGAAGUAGCAGUUGUCAUUGCUGGACAACAAUUUGACAAAAGGGAUAUCGUUCUUCGAAGCCGCGACGAAAAUCUCCACAAAAUUUCCGAACUACAUCGUUCAUAUGACAGUCUUCAAUAUCCAUUGAUGUUUUGUCGAGGUGAAGACGGAUACACAAUUGAUAUUCCCCAAGUUAAUCCUUCUACAGGAGACAGAGUACAGAAGAAAGUUUCAUGUAUGAAUUAUUAUUGCUAUCGUUUAAUGGAACGCCAUAAUCAUUAUAAUGUUUUACUAAGGUACGGAAUGUUACUGAAUCAAUAUGUUGUAGAUCAGUAUGCUAAACUAGAAUCAGAACAUUUAGCUUUUAUACGAAAUAACCAAACACAAUUACGCGCAGAAAAUUAUAUACACUUACAGGAUGCUUUACAUUCUAAUGAACACACGACAAACAAUAUUGGGCAGCUGGUAAUAUUACCGUCAUCUUUUACUGGCGGACCAAGAUACUUACACGAAAAAACUCAAGAUGCCAUGACCUAUGUCAGGAAUUACGGGAAACCUGACCUCUUCAUUACUAUGACCUGUAAUCCUAAUUGGAAAGAAAUAAAAGAUAAUCUGCAUUCCACCGCAACACCUCAAGACCGAUAUGACAUUUUAAAUCAAUUACCAGACCAAGACGAAGACCCAACAUUGUAUGACAUCGUGGUAAGGAACAUGAUUCACGGACCCUGUGGAGCUUUAAACCAUAACUCGCCAUGCAUGCAUGAGGGAAAAUGUUCAAAAAAAUUCCCAAAACCAUAUCAGAGUCAAACUUCAACUGGUGAUGAUGGCUAUCCAAAGUAUAGAAGAUUAUCACCAGAGGAAGGAGGACGCAAGGCUGCUAUUCGAAGUGACCAGGCUACGUUUAGUUUACAUUCUACAAAUGAAGUAGAACAAUUUCAAUCUGGCCGCUACAUUUGUAGUUCUGAAGCACUAUGGCGGAUUAUGUCCUUCAAUAUUCAUGAAAGAGCACCGACUGUCACACACCUCGCUGUUCAUUUAGAAAACGGACAGCGGGUGUAUUUCACUGAAAAUAAUGUAAAUGACAUUGUGAAUAAUCCAAGAGAUACUACUUUAACAGCGUUUUUCAAACUAUGUGCAGAGGACGACUUCGCAAAAACUCUGACCUACGACAAGGUGCCUGCCUAUUAUACCUGGAAUCAAAAUACGAAAAAAUUCCAACGACGAAAGCAGGGGGCGGUAGUUCUCGGGUACCCUGGCGUGAGAAAAACAGAUGCUCUUGGAAGGGUGUACGUGGUACACCCUAAUAAUGCAGAAUGUUUUCAUUUGCGGUUGUUACUCCACGUUAUAAAAGGCCCUACUUCGUUUAGAAGUCUCCGCACUUUUGAAGGUGUAACUUACGACACAUUCCAAGGGGCUUGCAAAGCUAUGGGCCUCCUCGAAGAUGACAGUCACUGGGAGAGUACGCUCUCUGAAGCAGCCAUAUGCUGUUCACCAAAAUCACUUAGGUGCCUUUUUGCCAUUAUGAUAUCGUUCUGCCAAAUCACGGACCCGCAUCUUCUUUGGCAAAACUAUCAGGAAAGUAUGUCCGAAGAUAUACUGCAACGCAGACGACAAGAACUGUCAUCAGAUGAUUUAGAGUACGACCAAAAUAUUUUUGAUGAAGCUUUAAAUGAAUUAAAUAAAGAGGUCGAAUCUCUAUCAGUAAAAGUAUAA